Wasmannia auropunctata (little fire ant) is the source of this 827-nucleotide messenger RNA. RefSeq names its product C-type lectin domain-containing protein 141-like. The transcript has 2 exons. The record is from RefSeq and is a predicted model, not a curated record. The coding region runs from base 1 to 423 and encodes 140 amino acids. NCBI's taxonomy places the organism in Eukaryota, Metazoa, Arthropoda, Insecta, Hymenoptera, Formicidae.
AUGAGGGAGACGCUCAUCCUCGUCCUCCUUUAUAUCGGACUGGCGGUGACGUCAGAUUUAUCGGGGUAUAAGCCCAGGGGCUGGCGUCCUAAUGGCCGGCGUUUUAAUCCCAACAACAAUCGAUUGCAUGCGUAUUACGAUGCCCCGGGAUUACAAAGCUACGAACCCCCGGAUACCGCAACUACCUAUCGCGACCCGUUAUUCACGACGACCACGACAACGCGACCGCGGACCACCACUGUAAAAACCACGACGACGACGACGCCGCGCAGCAGGGAACCGACGACGACGCCGAGCGGACAGCCCGAGGACGAUUUCGAGACGGCGAAUCCGGCGCUGGCGAUCGCGAAUUCUUUCGCGUUCAAUCGGCCUGUGUACGUUUACAAUACCUUCCCAUUUCUACCGGCCCAGAUUAUCGCGUAAUAACGCGAAAUGAAGAAUAUCUGCAUCGCAAAAAUACACAAAUGAAUAAAAAAAGAACUUUCAAUUAUUGACGAAGAAAACUUCGUCGUCGAGAAUCAAAACAUCGAAACUCUUGUCUUUGUCUUUUCAAACACUAUUUUUAUAUUAGGUCUCUUACAACUGUGCAAGAGGUAUUAUUAUAGACAAAUUCACAAAAAUAAAAAGUUAUUUGUAUGAAAUCAUGUCAGUAAAUACAUCAAAAAAUUAUUUUUUAUGACUCUAGAGAAAUAAUCUAUUUAAAAAUUAAUAUAAAUUAUUUGAUGUUUUAAGAUAACACGUACUACAAAUAUCUCAUAUAUUUCGAUCUCUAAUCAAUCAUUUUUAUUUCUCGUUUUUAUAGCGCUCAUUGCACGCUAUUCGCUCUU